This is a messenger RNA of Closterium sp. Yama58-4, 530 nucleotides long. Lineage: Eukaryota; Viridiplantae; Streptophyta; Zygnematophyceae; Desmidiales; Closteriaceae. The record is from the annotation of a GenBank genome assembly.
CAGAGGCUUUGGAGAGUGUGUGGUCGGCAGUGCAGCAUGUGGCAGAGGGCAGUGCACGUGUGCUGCCCGCCGUGCUCUCCUGGCACGCCCACCACCAUGCAGACGGGCACGGCGGUCGGCCGCUGUCCAAAGAACUGCUGCUGGCUUUGAUUGGGCGGCUCAAGGAGCGGCUUCGGCUCGUCCAUGCGUUUGAGGUGGCGCAGCACGUGGUGCGCAGCCCGCACUACUGGCUGGGCAAGCACGACUGGAGGUUGCUGCUGGAUGUUUGCGUGCGGGCAGGCCGCAUCACCCGGGCAGAAGAAUUGUUUACGCUGCUGCCCAGACACCUGCAAAGGGAGGAGGUAUACACUGGCAUUCUGCACAACUAUGCGAGGCGGGGAUUAGUGCGGCGGGUGGAGUCGUGUAUGGUGAUGCUGCGGGCGCUGGGCAUGCGGGAGAGCGCGCUGGGGUUUGAGGCGCACAUGCUGGCGUAUGGCGUGCGAGGCUUGUUGCGGGACGUGGAGCGCAUUGCACAGGAGAUGGCAAGCAAG